Zeugodacus cucurbitae (melon fly) is the source of this 1860-nucleotide messenger RNA. Its product is annotated as organic cation transporter-like protein. Bases 145 to 1785 code for a protein of 546 amino acids. Gene Ontology annotation, molecular function: transmembrane transporter activity. Gene Ontology annotation, biological process: transmembrane transport. The record is from RefSeq and is a predicted model, not a curated record. Lineage: Eukaryota; Metazoa; Arthropoda; Insecta; Diptera; Tephritidae. The transcript is spliced from 6 exons.
GACGAUAUCAAAAAGUUUCAACUUGGCAAUGGGAAAGGUUACAGUCGUCACUCCUGCACAUCCAAAUUAUAUUGUAAAAUAGUGUUUGAGGUUUAUUAAGUUGACAAAUUAAAUUCUGCGGAUUUUAAGUGUAAAGCUGUGGCAAUGGAUUUCGAUGCAGUGUUGGCGAAAUGUGGCAAUUUCGGGCGUUAUCAAAUCGUUUUGUUGCUACUGUACGGUUGCACAAAUAUUCUAUCGUCAUUGCAUUAUUUUGCACAAACGAUUAUUAGUUUUACGCCUGAGCACUGGUGCUAUCAUGAGAAGCUAGCCAAUACGAGCAUUUCGUAUGUACGCAGCAUUUAUGAGCAAACAGCACAUCCGCAGUGCACGCUGCUGGAAGACAUUAUCGCCGAUCAGCCGAUAGUUGCGACUGUCGGUAAAUGCACAGAAUGGAUCUACGCAUAUGAUCGUGGCUACCGAAGCAUAACAACAGAUCUAAAAUGGGUUUGCAACGAUGCAUACAAAGCUGCUACGGGUCAGUCACUCUUCUUUUUGGGCUCAAUUAUGGGCACAAUAUUCUUCGGCUUUCUGGCUGAUAAAAUUGGUCGCUUGCCAGCGCUGAUCUGUACAACGCUCACCGGCGCUUUGGGUGACUUUUUGACCUCCUUUGUAACAUCACUUCCCGCGUUUGCAUUGUUCCGUUUUGUAUCGGGUCUGUCAAAUGACACCAUAUUCUAUCUCAUGUACAUAAUGGUUUUCGAGUAUUUGAGCCCCGACAAGCGCACAUUCGGUCUGAAUGUUAUAACCGCAUUCUUCUACUGCUUCGGCUUGAUUUUAUCACCCUACUAUGCCAUUUGGGUUGGCUCAUGGCGUUAUUAUCUCUACAUUGCCUCCUUGCCUGCGUUGAUCGUGCUCUUAUAUCCGCUCUUCAUUUGUGAGAGCGCGCAGUGGUUAAUAGCAACGGAACGUUACGAUCGCGCUGUGAAUUGCUUGAAGCGCGUUGCGAAAUUUAACAAGCGUAAAGUAGAAGAGGAAGUAUUCACGCAAUUUCGCACUUACUAUGAGGAGAAAAUGGCAUUGGAUAAAAAGUUCAAUAGAAAUGAAGACACCUUUUGGGGCAUGUUCCGUACGCCGAGAUUAAGAAAAUUCACCAUUAUAUUGUUAUUGAAGUCCAUGAUCGUCACGAUCUCAUUUGACGUCAUCAGCCGUAAUAUGGAAGGUUUGGGCACCUCACCCUUCACGCUGUUCUCAAUCUCCUCACUCGCUUACAUCCCAGGCGGUCUGACAAUUAUUUUCUUGCAAAACCGUAUAGGUCGCAAAGGCAUGGCAUUCGGCUCGCUCUUCGUUAGUGCAAUCAUAGUCACUUUAACUGGUUUCAUGAUCGCUUUACUUGAUCCCGAAAAGAAUGUUGUGCUACUAGCAAUUAUGGUUACUCUAGGUCGUUAUGGUGUUAUUGUGAGCUAUGAUGCAGAAGCGCAAUAUGCCGCCGAAUUCAUACCAACGACAGUGCGUGGGCGUGGCUUGGCGAAUAUACAUGUGAUCGGCUAUGGUUUUGCUAUGCUCAGUUCAUAUGUCAUUUAUUUGGGGCUCUACUUUAAACCACUGCCCUCAAUUGUCAUUUCGGUGGUUAUGCUGUGUGGCGCAGUACUCUGUCUAGCGCUGCCGGAGACGCUUAAUCAAAAACUACCCGAAACGCUUAAGGAUGGCGAAGACUUUGCCAGACACCAGCGCUGGUACUAUUUCCCUUGCUUUAGUCGAGCACAAAACGAUAAAACGGAUGUUGCCGAAAAACAGGAAGCACAUUAGAUGCUAUCUAUGUUUUAUAUAAAAUGAAUGUCAAGAACAUACCAAAAAAACUUUCUAUUUUUUAUACAAGUUUUA